UUAUGAUUGUAUUAUGAUUUUUGAAAACGUCAAAAACCAACCAAAACCGAAAAAUGUUCAAUAAUAUAAGGAAUAUGCUUUUUUCAAGAGCUUGCAAAUCUUUGUUGUGUUAUAGUCUAAGCAAAAACAUAGUUACUUUAUCUCGAUCAAAGAUUCACCGUGUUGUUUUAUGCAACAGUUAUUUGUAUAACCUAGAAACAAAUCGACUCAAAAGUAAAGCACGUAAAAGCAAACUGAAUCAGGGAGAGUUUGAGACAGACAGUACAGGAGAAAAGUCAGAGGACGAUUUUUUGACUACCGUUAAGGACAGGAACACAAAAACCCUGAAAGUUGAUGUUCCCUCACUCAGGUUUGAUGCCAUACUAAAAGCAGGACUAGGUCUGUCCAGAAACAAAAUUGAAGCUUUGUUCUAUGAGAGUAGAGUGAGACUCAAUGGGGAAAAGGUUCUAAAGAAAAGUAUUGCUGUUCAAGAGGAUGAUGAAAUAGAUGUGAUAAAAGGUUUUAGUAACUCAAAUCCUGAACACUUGGUAGUUGCUAGAGUUGAAGUUUUAUCUGUGAAACCUCAACCUGAUGAUGAAAAAAUUGCAGUGAAACUAAGAAGAUGUAAAAGUUUAACAAUAGAAAACUAUCCUGGCAGUAAUAAGUGGGGUGGCUGAUUAUAUUAUAUUGCUACUUAUAUUUCAAUAAAAACAAUGUUUUAUAUUUUGUCAAGUGCUUGUUCCCAAUCUGCAAUCAAGUCAUCUAUGUUUUCUAAUCCUGUUGUUACUCUUAUUAAAUUGUCCGUUAUGCCUGAAAUUUUCUUCAAUUUAUCAGGUGUAUCUCUAUGACUCAGUAGUGUUCUAGAAAUAAAUAAAAUCAAAAUAUGUGUGGUUAUAUAAUGAAAUAAAUAUAGCCAGAAUGCGAAGGUGAUACGUCCAUAAAUAAUAAAUUUUGUGAAAUCAGGAAUGUAUAUCCUGAUUGUCAACAAAAACCAUGAGCAUAGAUUUCUGCAUCUUUGGAGUAUGCCUUUUUGGAAUCUUGACAGAAGACUAUGAACGGAUUAUUUUAUUUUAUGAAUUUUUUUUU
Acanthoscelides obtectus is the source of this 1065-nucleotide messenger RNA. NCBI's taxonomy places the organism in Eukaryota, Metazoa, Arthropoda, Insecta, Coleoptera, Chrysomelidae. The record is from the annotation of a GenBank genome assembly.